AUGGACGACGGCGCAGUGAACGGCGCGGGUUCUAAGCGGAAGCGCACAAACGACACCCACGUCAACGGCCAUUCCAAGACCAACGGCGUCACAAACGGAGUCACGAAUGGACUACCGUCCGAACUACACGGCACUAAGCCCGAACCUGUAGAUUCGGUCAACGGAGACGUCAAGACCAAUGGCGUGCACAAGCCUAAGGUCGACAAUGCAACUCACAACGCCGCCCCAGAACCCGCGCAGGCCGACAACAUCACCUCGGUCGAGGAGUUGUAUGGACUCAUCCGAACCCUGAUCGAGACUGGAUGGAUCAGAACCGUCACCGAGACACAAUACCUAUCCCCAGGCGAUAUGCACGAUUUGCUCUACCAAGAAUCCAUAGAACAGGACAACGGGGGAGUACAACCUUCAGGCACAAAAGACAAAGAUACAGUCAACAGGGCGACCCUAGAGCGCAAAAGAAGGAUGCGUGACGAAUGGCUCAAAGUCCCAGGAUUUGCUGGAGGCCGACAAACAAACGGUUCAAACAAGCGGGUUAAGAUGAACGGUGCGAAUGGCUGGGCAGCCUCGUCUUCAGACGAUGAUCUCGUCAUCCGCGUCAAUCCAGACAAAAUCGCCGUUGCUAUGCGGACAGAACAGCUCGUAAGUGUGGUAGAGCAACGACUAGGGUCCGUUACCGCGCGUGUAUACCAGACGAUGCUGCGCAUGCUCGAGUCCAAAAUCCCGCGCUGCUGGGAAGAAUGGCCAGAUCCUCCACUACCGGGCGGAGAACCUGCAGACGCCAGCAUCGACCACACCCUCCUCGUCACUGCGCGCGAUGUAGCUGUCAAGCUCAGCCGUGAUCCGGACGUAGACAUCUUCGACGACAUCGAUCCUCAUGCUGCCGUUCAACUCACCCGCAAAGGACAUGUAAAUAGGAAUACCGUCUGGUCGCAGCCCACGGACCCCACGACCCUUCACAUGGACGAAAAGACAAAGAUUAUAGACAAACACAUUCAGAUGUUGUCUGAAGAUCCUUAUCAUUUCGUCACCUGGCACUCGCGCUCUGGGUACUCGCAAUGGCGCAUCGAAUUCGACGAGCUUGCGAGACAGUUGAUCCAGGCGGAGAUUGAAAACACGAUUUCAGCGAGAAAAGGCAUCUUGGGAGUCAAGCUCGUUCGGACUUUGAAAAAAAAGGGAAAACUCGACGAGCGCGCAUUAUGCAACGUCAUGAUGAUGUCUCCAAACGAUAUUCGCGGCAUUGUUAAUGACCUUACCGUGCAGGGAUUUGUACAGACUCAGGAAAUUCCCAAGGUCGACAGACGCGAGGCCAAACUUUCUCUUCACCUUGUUUGGUAUGAUCGUCAACGCGCCCGCGAGAAGCUCCUCCAUGACACCUACAAGGGCAUGGUGAGGAUCCUCCAACGCAUUUCGUUCGAGCGGGAAAAGGUCCAGCUCCUACUCACCAAAGCCGAGCGUUCUGAUGUCGUCGGAAAUGAGGAAAAGUGGCUAAGCAAGGGGGAAUUGGACGCGCUGAAGAAGUGGAAGGAGGUUCAGGAGAAGUUGUCUCUACAGCUGUUCCGUGAGGAUGAUCUGGUGGCGACGCUCCGCGACUUCCACGGCCCCUUGGUCCUGCAAAACCGAACAGUACUCACACGCUCCGUCGCUAAGGCGCUUGGGAAAGGAGGUGAGGAGGGUGUUUUAGUGCACGGGUUGGGUGAUGCGGAUGCGGAUGUGCAAGAGGGGAGUGAGGAUGAGGAUGAAGAUGAAGAGAGUGGAAGCGAGAUAGACCCAAGCUGCUGUUUGGACUAUCGGGUUGACACCGACAUUGAGACAGAUGAGGAUAAGGACGAGGAUGAGGAUGAGACAGACUCCGACUCAGAUUUUGUUGAAGAACGCGAUGGAAGCGAUGAAAGCGAUGAAGAUGAAGAAGAGGGACUAGCCCAAGACCACCCACACUAUAAGAAUGGGUAUAGUAUUUGGAACCACAGGACAAGCACGGCGAGUAGUCUAGAUAGUACAACAGGCAAUUCAUCACAGUAUGAUAGUGAUGGUGGGUUUGUUGAUGGUGAUUCGGAGUCGGAGUCGGAGUCGGAGUCGAUCAGAGGGUGGAGCGCGAGUGAGACGGAGGGGAAUGUGUGGGAGAUGGGCUUGGACAUGGAUAGUAGAAGAUGCUCCACCUCGUCAGCGUCGACAUCCCUGUUCGUCCCUGAAUACAGGCUUACACCUGCUGAGAAGGCCAGGGAGAUGGAUUUGUUGUAUCAGUUGUUGAGUCAUAGUGAGAUUUUGUGA
Pyrenophora tritici-repentis Pt-1C-BFP is the source of this 2268-nucleotide messenger RNA. Lineage: Eukaryota; Fungi; Ascomycota; Dothideomycetes; Pleosporales; Pleosporaceae. The record is from RefSeq and is a predicted model, not a curated record.